UCCACAGCAGUGUAGCCACAGCUCAGCAGCAGUAUGAAGGUGCUGGUGAUCGCAUCGUUCCUGGUGGCCGCCGUCAGCGCCGGAGGCGGGCACGGAGGCGGGUACGGAGGCGGGCACGGAGGCGGACACGGAGGCGGACACGGAGGCGGGCACGGAGGCGGGCACGGAGGCGGGUAUGGCGGCGACCACAGCGUGCCCACCUCCUACAAGUUCUCCUACGGCGUCGACGACCCGCACUACGGCCCCAAGUUCUCCCACAGCGAGAGCAACGACGGCAAGGCGGCCCAGGGCUACUACAGCGUGGCGCUGCCGGACGGCCGCACCCAGCACGUCAAGUACCACUCGGACCAGUACGGCUACGGCGGACACAACGCCGAGGUGACCUACUCGGGAUACGCCUCGCACGGCGGAGGAAACGGCGGAAACGGCGGUGGAUACGGUGGUGGACACGGUGGAAAUGGCGGUGGAUACAGCGGUGGAUACUAACGCUAACGACACCGUCUUUAAAAUAUAUGCAUGAUGAGCGUCUGUGCUUUACAUUUGAAAUAUUUUAAAGGGGUGGAUGUCGAAAAGGCAAAAGUGGUGACUUCUUUGAUUGCAUGUUAUGUGUGAAAUAUA
Molecule: messenger RNA, 618 nt
Organism: Amphibalanus amphitrite
Lineage: Eukaryota; Metazoa; Arthropoda; Thecostraca; Balanomorpha; Balanidae
Product: pro-resilin-like
Exons: 1
Coding region: 34-486 (150 amino acids)
Cellular component (GO): extracellular matrix
Source: RefSeq, a predicted model, not a curated record